Tupaia belangeri chinensis (Chinese tree shrew) is the source of this 1848-nucleotide messenger RNA. It is a transcript of the gene MTCH1, whose product is annotated as mitochondrial carrier 1. Gene Ontology annotation, cellular component: mitochondrion; membrane. NCBI's taxonomy places the organism in Eukaryota, Metazoa, Chordata, Mammalia, Scandentia, Tupaiidae. Gene Ontology annotation, biological process: positive regulation of apoptotic process. The transcript has 12 exons. The annotation marks the transcript as partial. The record is from RefSeq and is a predicted model, not a curated record.
GGGGCGGGAGCGGGAGCUCGCGGCGGAGCAGCAGCGGGGGUCGAGGCCCGUGCUCGCGAUCCGCCGCCCGCGCACCGCGCUCACCCUCGCCACCCUCGGCCUGCGGCGCAGCCCACGGCCCGCAGGAUGGAUGGAGCGUCCGGGGGUCUGGGCUCCGGGGACAACGCCCCGACCACCGAGGCUCUUUUCGUGGCCCUGGGCGCGGGCGUGACGGCGCUCAGCCACCCGCUGCUCUACGUGAAGCUGCUCAUCCAGGUGGGCCAUGAGCCGAUGCCCCCCACCCUGGGGACCAAUGUGCUGGGGAGGAAGGUCCUCUACCUGCCAAGCUUCUUCACCUAUGCCAAGUACAUUGUGCAAGUGGACGGGAAGAUAGGGCUGUUCCGAGGCCUGAGCCCCCGGCUGAUGUCCAACGCCCUCUCCACCGUGACCCGGGGCAGCAUGAAGAAGGUUUUCCCUCCCGAUGAGAUCGAGCAGGUUUCCAACAAGGAUGACAUGAAGACAUCUCUGAGGAAAGUCGUGAAGGAGACUUCCUAUGAGAUGAUGAUGCAGUGCGUGUCCCGCAUGCUGGCCCACCCCCUGCACGUCAUCUCAAUGCGCUGCAUGGUCCAAUUUGUGGGACGGGAGGCCAAGUACAGCGGCGUGCUGAGCUCCAUUGGGAAGAUUUUCAAAGAAGAGGGGCUGCUGGGAUUCUUCGUCGGCUUAAUCCCUCACCUCCUGGGCGAUGUGGUAUUCUUGUGGGGCUGUAACCUGCUGGCCCACUUCAUCAAUGCCUACCUGGUGGAUGACAGCGUGAGUGACACCCCAGGGGGGCUGGGAAACGACCAGAAUCCAGGUUCCCAGUUCAGCCAGGCCCUGGCCAUCCGGAGCUACACCAAGUUUGUGAUGGGGAUCGCAGUGAGCAUGCUGACCUACCCCUUCCUUCUGGUUGGCGACCUCAUGGCUGUGAACAACUGCGGGCUGCAGGCGGGGCUCCCCCCUUACUCCCCGGUGUUCAAGUCCUGGAUUCACUGCUGGAAGUACCUGAGCGUGCAGGGCCAACUCUUCCGUGGUUCCAGCCUCCUUUUCCGCCGAGUGUCAUCAGGAUCGUGCUUUGCCCUGGAGUAACCUGAAUCACCUAAAAUACACACGCUGUCAGCCUGGCCACCGUGGGUGAGGCCUGCUCAUCCCAGGACACCUGCAAGACAGCUCCAACCCAGCAACACCUAGACGUGCUCCAGCCCAGCGGGGCUUUGGCUUCCAUAUCUGCCAUGUGUCUGUCCAGACGUGGGGUUGGGCGGGGGUGGGGCUGCUCCAGUGGACUGGGUCACCUGUUAGACCUGGAGGAGGUGGGGUGGACUUGGGGGAUCAGGGAAGAACCCCCGACUUCCCAGGUUGGCUGAGUCUGCCUUGCACAAGGAGCCAGAGAAUGGCUUGUGGAGGUCCAGGCUGGAUGGAAGGGGACAGGCUCAUGGGGUCGGCGCCCACCCCUCACUCCGCGCGGCUCUCAUCCUACAGCCCGGCUGGGAACGGCACUCUCCCGCUUUGUACAUAGGGCGUGACCCCCUCACGAGGCCGCCAUCCUGUCAAGGCCUGUGUAGGACGCGAAUGCCAGGUUCUGGCCUCGUCUUUCUCCACACUACUUUUCUGAUCCGAGGCGGCGCCUUCGAGCAGGAAGCCAGUGGCUGCUCAGAUCACGUGCCCCUCCCUGACGCUCGUGUUUGGUGGUGACGCCCCCGUGCAGGGUCUGGUUGCCCGUGCAGUCGCAAAUGCUGAGUUAGGCAGAUCAGUGUCUUCGUCCUACCCAGUGUAAAAGUUCAUGGUAAGAUUUGACCCUGUCUCCCCAAAUAAAUGUACUGGUGGUGAUUUGGA